GAAGCCAGUUAAGAUCUCGGUCAGAAGUGACACCGAUCAAAACUCAGCUUUCACAGAAAAUUCAAAAAGUUGUUAUUUUUUCAUUUUUUCAUUUCGCAACAGUUUCUUUACUUGUACAUUAAUAAUUGAAAAUGUCGUACGGGUAUGGUCAGCAAGGAGGCUAUGGUUAUGGACAACAACAAGCUCAUCCAGGACAUCCAGCUCCUGGAAUAGAUCAAAAUUGGCUCUCUGGAAUUUUUCAGAGGUAAGAUUAAGGGUAAUCUAGAAGUGAUGUUAAUCGUUAAUGGAAAUGGCCUGAUCGUGAAAUGUUGCAGUUACUGAGUUAGUAAGAAACACUUGAAUUUGAAACAGUGAGUUGAAUCUUCUCCUGGGUCCUAGUCUGAAUCUUGUUGAUUCGAAUUGAGGUAGCACAUUUUCAUUUAUUGAUUCUUUGUUGGAGGUUUGACCAUUUUAUUUCCUUAUUAUAAAGGCCUAUUUAUAUAUGUCUAUGUUACACACUUUACACAGCAUGUAGUAAAGUUUAGUAAUAAGAAGACCUAUGUUACAUCAUCAUAAUUCAUAAACUACUAUAAUUCAUGAAUAACCUAACUAGCCUAUUCAUUGAUUAAAAAAAUACAUACAAAAUUUCUAGCCUGCCUUCGAGAAUCAAGAACCAUCUAAUUUAUUAAUUAGCCUAGAACUAUUCUAGACCAACUGCAAAACAUCCUUUUUUUUGUAUUAUCAUGUGACAUUUUAAUGAUUUUAUCAUAUGUCAAUGAUCAUGAGUGUAUUGUCACAUUGAUAAGCAUUGAGAGUCAUUGAUUGAUAGAGCCUACUCAUUGUGUCAUCUUUUCAAAUUAUUAAAAUUAAAGGCUAUUUAACAAAUAGGCCUAACUACUAUUUAUGAUUUGAUAUUUAAAAAUAACAUAAACAAAUAGCCUACUUAAACAUUUCAGGUGUAAUUAACAUUAACAGAUGUCUUAUCUCUAUGACUAUGGUCUGCGCUUUGCCAGAUUUCCCCUAAUGUUGACUAGACUGUUUUAUUUAAUUAUAAUUUUAUCAAAAUUAAAAGGAUACCGACACUGACUGUAGCACUAGUACUAAGUCUGAGUAAUAUAGUCACUAUCAAUUAUUUCAUUUUAAAGCUAUGGUUGUACGAGUUACACAAAUAUGGCGGAGUUCAAUUUGAUAUGCCGUGGGCUUAGCUUGAUUUGCUCCACCAAUUCCAUGUUGAUAAAGGGUUGAUAUCUUAAAUUGUGAGUCUUAGAACUAGGUCAUAAGUGGCUGAGAAGCGGUUUGACUUUGAAAUUAUGCUGCAGUUUCACAUGGUUGGUUGCAUCUGCAUGAAACUGAAGCAUGUUAAACCUGAGUGAAAUUCUUGCUGGUCAGCCUGGUGUUUUAAUGAUACACCAAAACCUGGAAAUAAAGAACAUUGAAAUAGCACAGACCUGUCAUAUGCGCUAACUCACCCUGGCUUGGAACGAUUUUUUAACUCUAGCUGAACCUGCAAAUAGCACCACUUUCGAGGGGUUUGCAUUAUUUCCAGGGUUCACUGUAUGAACAUGCCUGGAUAAGAUUUUUUAAAAUAAAAAUGUUUAUGUCAACAAAGAUUUGGUACUAUUUAUACAUCAUGAAAACUGACAACUUCAAUCACAAAAACGUAAUUUGUCCUUUUUUCUGCCCUUGAACCUGAUGCCGAAAACAUAGCACUUUUAGGGAAAAGUAGUGAAGAUAUGUCAAAAACUUUUAUUAAAUUAGAAGACACAUCACUACAAGCAGGGCUGGAGGUUAGCAACUAAAAAACAAUAUACAUGACUAUGUUAAGAGAAGUAUGGACAGAUAAAAACUAUUAAACUUAGAAACCACACUUUUGAAAAAGUAAAUUAUUUCAGAUACUAAAAUCCUAAAGAAAUGAAUUACUAACAGAAAUAAAAGAAAUAUUAUUGGCCUGGAAACAGGGCAUGCUUCAGUAGUCACAAAAUAAUCAAAAUUAAAAAACAUUACAAGAAAAGCUAAGAAUAAAACUGUAGUUAGACCAGUUGUAAUAUAUGCCAGUAAAACUCUGACCCUUACAAAAAUGGCAGAAAACCUAUGAAAUAUAUGUGAGAGAAAAUUUCUCCGGAAAAUAAAAACGGACCAACAAAGAAUAAAUAUGGAUGGAGAAUACAAACCAACCAGGAAUUGUAUAGACUAUAUCAGGAUCCCAUGCUUGUAGCGGAAAUAAAUACGGCAGGCUACACUGAGUGGGGCUUUUAGAAAGAAUGACAGAGGAGUGAAGAGGGUGCACCACAAAAAUCCCAGAGGAAAACGGCUCAAAGGCAGACCUUGGUUUAGAUGGAUGAACUAUGCGGACAAAGUUUUACAGCAGCUGGGAAUCCAAGCAUGGAAAAGAAAAACAUCAGUUAGGUCUCUGUGGAAAGAAGUGUUGAGGCAGGCCAAAGCCCUUCAUGGGCUGUAGUGCCACAGGGAUGGAUGAAACCUUAAGUUGUUGUAAAUGUAGAUUUUUAUUUUACUAUACUUAAUGUGGAUGGAAUUUUAUAAAAUGUAUUAUCUUUCUCUUGAGGUUUUUUUGGGGCAUUGUGAUUGUUCCUACAAUUUUUUUUUUACGAUGCAAAAAUAUUUGAAUUCUCUUAGUGUUGACAAGGACAGAAGUGGGCAUAUUUCUGCUGUUGAACUCCAACAAGCUUUGGGGAAUGGUAAGAAAAGGGAACAUUCUCAUUAUCUGUCUGUGUAUAAAAUUCCAAAUCUGUUCUCAAUAUCAUUUACCCCAUCACAUUGGAAUUUUUUAGCAAUAAAUUUUAAAGCUCUUCUGCUGUGCUGCAUUUUCCCGGUGCACAGAAUGUAUUCUAAGAAAGCCAGGUUGAUUUACAUUUUGGAUAUGUUAAAAAAAAUCAUUUGUACUCCAUGCUAAAUAACUGUUUAUCUACUAACUGUAAAUCUUAUAUGUACUAACUGUAAAUCUUAUAGUUUUUCAAACGUGAAAACCUCUUCAAAGGUUGAUGUACAAGUCUUUCACCCUUCCCACCAAUACCAUCAAAAAUAUAUUCAUACCUGGAAGGAUAUCAUAAAAGACAAGUUAUUUGGACUUUAUGGCUUAUUUAACAUUUAACUGUAGAGCAAGAAAGUAAGAUUUUGGCUUUAACAUUUCAAAACUUACCGCUUCAAGCUUUUUAGAUUGUUUGGUUAUUGAGAGCAGAGUUGGUAAUUGAACCUUUAAAAAAAAAACAUGGCAAGACAUUCAAUUCAGCUCCAUUUUCAGUUUAUCUGAAUCUUUUUCAAGUCUAGAUGAAAAGAAAGGGUAGUUUAUUUCAUCAGUAAUGUGAUCAGAGCAUAUGAACUGUUCAGUCUUGGCCACGUUUGUUUUUUUUUUUACCCAACAAGCCCAAAAUAUAGCCUAGAUUCUUCAUUUGUAUAUUGCUUUGGGAUUUUAUUUUCUGACUCAUUAUUCAUGUUGUUUGUCAAAAACCCUUGUGCCUUUGGAUAAAUGUUAGUAGAAGUCCACUUACACUGAUGACAGGCUGGCUAUUGGGCUUGAUGGAAAUAGUAAAGAAAAACCUCCAAGAUUGUUAGUGGUCACUUUGACAUAUAUUGCUUUCUCAGGAUUGACACAGAUCGCAGUGGUUCAAUAUCUGCCAAUGAAUUACAAAGGGCUUUAUCUAAUGGUAAGCAAGUGUGACUUUUAAAGUUAACAAACUGUUGAGCUAAUAUUCUUUAAAUUAACAAACUUACAAGGCACAAGGGUAAUUGUAGACAUUUAUAAGUUUGUCUUGCUGUGUUGAUUUUUUAAUUAUGAUUUUCAUCAUCCAUUUUUGGUUAUUUUCUUUUAAAAAAUAAGAACAGCUUUAAGUUUGAGUGUCAGUUUUGGGUCAUAAUUUUUCAAAAACCUUUGAGUUAUUCUUUCAGUUAAAAAGUUUUAGGGUUCAUUGGAUAAUGUGUAGAUUUCUUUCAUUUUAUUUAAUCUAAUGUAAAUUUUAUUUUUCAAUAUUAAGAAACAUAUUUCAUUAAAAUUAAACCAUGCUUAAAUUGCUUGAACUAAGACAAAAUAUAGUAUAACUCUGCAGCUAACGGUAAAAAAUAUAUAUGUUAUUAGGUACAGGUUCUUUUAAAAUUACAUUAAUAUUUGGUGUGCAUCAUUGCAGAAGUAUUCUAUCUUUUCAAUAUUUCUAUGACAGGCACCUGGACACCAUUUAAUCCUGAAACUGUCAGAUUGAUGAUAGGUAGGAUUUUUUACUCAGAAUUGUGUACAUUUUAUGUGUUAAACUAGUCAUGUGUUUUAUCUAACUUUUAUUAGUGGAUCAACUCAGAAUAAUAAAAGUCAUUGUUCUCUUUUUGUAGUAAACAUGGAUAAGAAAAUAGACUGGCUUAAAAUGCUGACUGUUUUUCAUUUAAAAAAAAAAAAAGAAUCAGUUAAUUUCAAAUAAACAUUCAUUUUAAUUUGUAUUAUUAAAAUUGUAAUUAUCUCACAUUUUCACAUACGUUUCAAAGUUCUGGUGUGUGGGUGACAAUGUUGAAUAUUUUGCAUCUGAUUUUUACAGGUAUGUUUGACAGGGACAACUCUGGUUCCAUCAACUUCCAAGAGUUCACAUCACUUUGGAAGUAUGUUACAGAUUGGCAAAACACAUUCAGAUCCUUUGACAGGGACAACUCAGGGAGCAUAGACAAAAAUGAGCUGAAGACAGCACUCACCAGCUUUGGUAUGUACUUCCUUUAACAGAUCAUGUUGGCUUUAAAGUUUUUACAGUAUGAAGAGAAAAAAAAUGCCUAUGAAGACGAAAUGACAUUUUCUAGGUUUUUACAUUGGGAUAACUAAUACAAUCUGUUGUUCACUGACAGUUUAAAUUUAAAAUAUUGUAUUAACCAAAAGCCAUGAGCUCAUUCAGCUCAUUCAAAAUAAAUGAGCUCCUGUGACCUAUGAAGAAUGGAGAGUCAAAAAGAGCAGUUUUUGGAUUAGAAUAAAAAUGUUUGUCAUGUUACAUACAGUUUAAUUUUAUUUAAUAUAGUCAUGAUUGGCAACUCCUUCAAACAUAGUUGACUGGUAUUUAAUAUAAAUAUAUUAGUAUGCAAUCUCAAAUGUUAAGCCAACAAGAAGUACAGCAACAAAUAAAAUGUUGUUGAUCUUACUUAGGAGUAGGAGUGUUAGAUAAAUGUUGGUUAUGAAAAAUAAGUUAUUUUUAUUUUUCAGAAAGGAUUAGUAUAAUAUAUUGCUCAUAUUUGUUCUUAAUAAUUUUAGCUAUUUUUUUCGUAUUAUUAUUUUAGUACUAGUUAUAGCCCACCUAACAUUGGCGAGGCAAUUCGUGAACUUUCCUUUGACUUAAAUUACUUGAAAAAACAUACAUUCAAGUAAUGCUCUUCAUACGAGUCACUAUUAGGGCUCAUUCCCCCUCUCUCCUCAAGCCGCCCACUUGUUCACGCCCCUGAACUUUAUUAAUAUUCUAAUGUCCCAACUCCUGCAGAUUAAUUUAAUCAUAUUUAAAUUAACACUAUUAAAUCAAAAUAAAAUAUUACACACCAAAUGCACUUGCAGUAUUUUUAAGAAUCUCAUUUGGGCAGUUAUCAGGAAUUUUAUUUUGCUAUGCUAUUGAACUCAAUAUUACUCCAUAUUUUCUUUCAUACAUAGAGAAUUGUAUGGAUCAAUUAGUUACAAUGCAGAUCAAUGACAAUAAAUUGGGGGAGGGGGGGGGGGAGACUUGAAGUAUCAUGGACCAAAAAAGGAAAAUAUAAUAUUAUGAUAUUUUAAAAUAUUGUAAUUCAUCGUUGCGCAACAAAUACAUUUUUAAAAACUUAUUUUAAACUCCAUAUUUUCUUUCAUACAUAGAGAAUUGUAUGGAUCAAUUAGUUACAAUGCAGAUCAAUGACAAUAAAUUGGGGGAAGGGGGGGGGGAGACUUGAAGUAUCAUGGACCAAAAAAGGAAAAUAUAAUAUUAUGAUAUUUUAAAAUAUUGUAAUUCAUCGUUGCGCAACAAAUACAUUUUUAAAAACUUAUUUUAAGACUGUGGUGUCUCAACUUCUUACACAUACAAUUGUAAAUGUAAUUAACUGAUAUUGAAUUGUUAUUUGUUUCUUCAGGAUAUCGUUUAUCUGAGCAAUUUUUUGACAUCUUGAUCCGUAAAUUUGAUCGUCAAGGAAGAGGCACUGUGGCUUUUGACGACUUUGUCCAGUGUGCUGUUGUGCUUCAGGUUUGUAAUUAAUUUACAAUACAGUAAUAUUCUGAACAAAAAUAACGAUCUUUUGGCAAAAGGUUUUACCUGUCAGAAAUUCUGAUGUUUACUAUGAUAUCUGUUUUUUUUAUCAUGACCCAGUAGAAACAUUAUUUAUCAUGACCCAGUAGAAAGAUUAUUUAUCAUGACCCAGAAGAAACAUUUUUUAUCAUGACCCAGUAGAAACAUUUUUUAUCAUGACCCAGUAGAAACAUUAUUAAUCAUGACCCAGUAGAAACAUUUUUUAUCAUGAUCCAGUAGAAACAUUAUUUAUCAUGACCCACUAGAAACAUUUUUAUCAUGACCCAGUAGAAACAUUUUUUAUCAUGACCCAGUAGAAACAUUUUUUAUCACUUUUCAUCAUGGGGCUUCUUCAUAGUUAAACUUUACUUUGUAUCAGAGUAAGAACCCAAUGAAAAUAAUUUUUUUUCGUAGACAUUACAGAGGCUUGUCAAAAUAGUGUGUUUAGUGAUGAUAGUAGCUAAAAGUUGUAUGCAGAGUUUGAGGUACUCAUGAUAUAGUGAUCACUCUUACACUCUUUGUAUCAAUCAAAUCAUCUAAAUUGAUGCACAGAUGAGUGGUUAAAUUAUUUCUAUUGUUCAUGUUUCAUAGUCACAUGUACAGAAUUUUUGGAAUAUUCUGAAAAAUAUUAAAUAUUGCUUAUCUGACAAAAUCCAAUUCAAUGUUCUGUUAAAUAAGAGAAAUCGACUGUUUAAAUUAAAAUAAAAAGAUUUGUAGACAGUUUCAAUUAAAUAACAAGAUAUAUAGACUGUUUGAAUUAAAUAACAAGAUAUAUAGACUGUUUGAAUUAAAUAACAAGAUAUAUAGACUGUUUGAAUUAAAUAACAAGAUAUAUAGACUGUUUGAAUUAAAUAACAAGAUAUAUAGACUGUUUGAAUUAAAUAACAAGAUAUAUAGACUGUUUGAAUUAAAUAACAAGAUAUAUAGACUGUUUGAAUUAAAUAACAAGAUAUAUAGACUGUUUGAAUUAAAUAACAAGAUAUAUAGACUGUUUGAAUUAAAUAACAUGAUAUAUAGACCGUUUCAAUUAAAUUAAAAGAUUUGUAGAAGUGUCUCUUAUUAAAAAAAAGUAAACUUUUAAAAAACUUCAUCAAUCAUGUAUUCACUUUGCAUCUAAAGACUGCAUCAGUCAUGGAUUCACAUUGCCUAAGACUUCAAAGGCACAUUUCUUUUUGUUUUUUCUUCAGACUUUAACAAGUUCAUUUAGAGCUUUUGACACGGAUCAGGAUGGCUGGAUCCAGAUCUCAUAUGAGCAGUUCUUAACUCUGGUCUUCAGCCUACGGAGCUAAUGCAACUGUGAGGACAUGAAGAGUGCUUUUUUUUUUAAACACUUGUAAAACUGUUCUUUGAAUGCUCAUACAAUUAUUGACUUAUUUGAACUUAUAUAUAUAUAUAUAUAUUCAUUGUUUGUUGAAUGUAACUUUGUCCCCUUUCUAGUAAAAAUGAAUUAAUAUGUUUACAAUAACAAUAGUUGCCCUUUCAAAAAUAUUUUGGUUAACUUGAACAAGCAUUGUUUUGUGUUGAUUAAUUGAUCACAUAAUUUUGAAGCAGUAGGUCAAUAAUGUUUUCUUAGUAGCAGCCAGUACUUACAAAGAUUGUUUUCUUCAGUAUGAAACAGCUGCUUAUUUUGUUACAGAAUGCAAUAACCUUUUUUUUUCCCCAGCAGUUCAUUGUUGUAAAAGUAAUUUUUAGAACUUAACACAUUGAUAGUUUUGACAAAUUGCUAAAAUAAAAUCUAUAAUCAUAGUAUUGACUGUUGAUGUCUUAUUAAUUGUGAAAGAAGACUGGACACUUUUCCUGGGAAACAGUCUCUUUUCAAACCUUUUAUUGAAUUUGACAUAAAUGCUGUUUGAACUUCCUCAAAUUCAUUUUUACCAACUUCAUUAUGACUUGGAGAGCUAAAAAAAAAUGUUUACACAGCUUAGGCUGUCAAGUUGUUGUGAAUCCUUGUUUUUCAUUUCCUGAAAUAUUUGUAGUUGAAAUGCUGAAGUGAAAGUAUAACCCAUGGCAAACUAACUGUCUUGCAAAUUUAGUUUAAUAACUUGAGCACAUGUUCCUGCCAGUUGCUUCAUAAGCCAGUAGAUUGUACCGCAGAUAUUAAGGAAGUAGGGGUUUAUAACCUAGAUUCCCAAUCAGUCCAAACAUUUUCUAACAAUUUUUCUUACUACCGGGUAUUAAUUACAGUGGAUAGUUUUAUAAAGUUUCCUUAAUUUAUCAACAAUGCACUUAUGAAGAGGAGAAAAAGUGUUUCAUCUGCGUCAUUUUCUUGUUAUGUCCAGCCAUGCUAAGAUUUCUGCUUUUAACUCUUGGAAAAUUUUUCUACAGCAGAAAGGCUUUGGGCAAAACAUUUUAUGUUUGCUUCUUUUGAGAUCAGUGAAAGAAAUAAUUAUAUUGUUGGAGUACUCUAAAUACUUUCAAUAAAUUUUUGUACAACUGAGGUUAAGUCCCCCUUUUUUUUGUAUAGAAGCUGUCGGACUGAUUUUGAUAAUGUUUGAAUUUUUUAAAAAGACUGACAUUUAAACAUUAACCACUCGUGAAUAUAUUAACAGAAGGUAACAAAGUUUAUUCAGGAAAUAAUUUUAAUAAUGGGCCUUGUCUUUGCUCAUAUAAUUGAACUCAAGAUACCAUAUAAACAAGUUUUUAUAGUUUGAAUAGCUUCUACACAACUUCUGAAUAAAAGGCCAAGUAGACUUUUAUACAUUUUUUAAUUAUUACAUUUCCUUUAGAGUUAUUUUAGAUAACAAUCAUUCUACUAUUAUUUUGAAAUGCACUAUUUAGAAAAAAUAUAAAUAAAUUACUAUGUCAAUGUAUUUCAAAGUAUUUAUAAUAAUAAGGAACAUAUUUUACUAAGAAAAUAUUAAACUUUUGGGCUUGUGCAUUUCUUGUAGGUUGUGAUUAUGGAUAUAUAAUAGUUCUAAAAAAUAGUUCCUAAAGCACUCCACAACGUUGUAAAUGUAUUAUUACAUUUCUUUUCCUUAAUAAUUUUUUUGUUGUUGAAAUUAUUGUCCAUUAUCUUUAUAUAUAUUUAAUAUGAAUUUUUUUUUUUUUUUUUUUUAAGUGAAUGAGUUUUGUAACAUUUUUUAAAAGAGCCUAGAGAAUAAUAUUUAUAGUUUUUUCAAUUAUUUCUGAAAAUGCACCAAAGGAAAUUUUUUUUUUUAUUUAUUUUUUUGUUUUUGUUUUUUUUGUUUUUUUUUUUUAUAUAUAUUUAAUUUUAAUUUUUUUUUUUUUUUUGUAAGUGAAUGAGUUUUGUAACAUUUUUUAAAAGAGCCUAGAGAAUAAUAUUUAUAGAUUUCUCAAUUAUAUCUGAAAAUGCACCAAAGGAAAUGUAUUGUAAUUCAUUUAUAUAGUAAGAAACCUUUAUGAUUCACACUGAGAUCAACAAAAUAAGACUUGGUAAACAAACUGCAAAAUGUUUAUUUGUCUAAAGAACACAGCAAGGUGGAGAAAAUAUGCUGUACAAAAAACAUUUUGUAUGAAGAUAAAAGUAUAAGAUGAAAACCACCUAAAGCACUUGUUUGUAAUUUUGCGUUAAAUGCAAUUCUUUUUGAAAUUUGGUUGUCUUAAGCAAUCAAUUCUGAGGAUAAGAAUGUUUCAUCAGUCAUUACCAGGCUGCAUUCAUAUAUAAUUGAGAUUUAUCAUGAUUUUUGUUGGUGUAACAUCCACAAAACUUAAUUUAAACAUCACAGUAUAAGAAGGCAGUCAAUGUUUGCCAAACGAUCAGUGAAUUUUUGUAUUGUUUAUCUUGUUCCCUUUCCUUCUCUUCAAAAGCAUUUUAUGAUAAAUACUUAGAUAUGUUUUUGCACAGGAUCCAUAGAUUAUUGUCAUUCAUUUUAAAUAUUUUUUUAGUUCUAAUUAUUCAAGCUUUGCUGAAUCAAUUCAUUUGAUGUGUUUACAUUUCAGUUAUUAUUCCCAUUCUGUCAGAUCAAUAAAUCAAUUAUUUCAGCUUGCACAAAAAUAUUAAUUAGCUUUUGAAUGCAAUAAAAGCUUUUUUUUUUUUUAAAUAAAAAGAAA
Molecule: messenger RNA, 10208 nt
Organism: Lymnaea stagnalis (great pond snail)
Lineage: Eukaryota; Metazoa; Mollusca; Gastropoda; Lymnaeidae
Source: the annotation of a GenBank genome assembly